CCCCGCCCCGAGCCCGGGUCGCCCGUCCUUCCUUCCCCUCCCGUGCAUGAUGGAAACACCAUGGCUGCGGCUGCCCCGCUCUCUCUGACACAGUUAUCAAGUGGGAAUCCUGUGUAUGAAAAAUACUACAGGCAGGUUGAUACAGGCAAUACUGGAAGGGUAUUGGCUUCAGAUGCUGCUGCUUUCUUGAAAAAAUCCGGGCUUCCAGACUUGAUUCUUGGAAAGAUUUGGGAUUUAGCUGAUACAGAUGGAAAAGGUAUCCUGAACAAACAAGAAUUCUUUGUUGCUUUGCGGCUUGUAGCAUGUGCCCAAAAUGGAUUGGAGGUUUCACUGAAUAGCUUGAACCUGGCUGUUCCUCCACCAAGAUUUCAUGAUACCAGUAGUCCUCUGCUAACCAGUGGAACCUCUGCAACUGAGCUCCCAUGGGCUGUAAAAGCUGAAGAUAAAGCCAAAUAUGAUGCAAUAUUUGACAGUUUAAGCCCAGUGGAUGGAUUUUUGUCUGGUGAUAAAGUGAAACCUGUAUUGCUCAACUCUAAGUUACCUGUGGAAAUCCUUGGGAGAGUUUGGGAGUUAAGUGAUAUUGACCAUGAUGGAAAACUUGACAGAGAUGAAUUUGCAGUUGCCAUGUUUUUGGUAUACUGCGCACUGGACAAAGAACCUGUGCCAAUGUCCUUGCCUGCAGCCCUGGUGCCACCUUCUAAGAGAAAAACGUGGGUUGUAUCCUCUGCAGAAAAAGCUAAAUAUGAUGAAAUCUUUCUGAAAACUGAUAAAGAUAUGGAUGGAUUUGUGUCUGGAAUGGAGGUCCGUGAAAUAUUCCUGAAAACAGGUUUAUCUUCUACUUUACUAGCCCACAUAUGGGCAUUGUGUGACACAAAGGGCUGUGGGAAGCUUUCAAAGGAUCAGUUUGCCUUGGCUUUCCACUUAAUCAAUCAAAAGCUAAUAAAGAGCAUUGAUCCUCCUCACAUACUUACUCCAGAGAUGAUUCCACCAUCAGACAGGACCAGUUUACAAAAGAACAUCAUAGGAUCAAGUCCUGUUGCAGAUUUUUCUGCUAUUAAGGAGCUAGAUACCCUUAACAAUGAAAUAGUUGACCUGCAGAGGGAAAAGAAUAAUGUGGAACAGGACCUUAAGGAAAAAGAAGAUACUAUUAAACAGAGGACAAGUGAGGUUCAGGAUCUUCAAGAUGAAGUUCAAAGGGAAAAUGUUAAUCUGCAAAAAUUACAAGCCCAGAAGCAGCAAGUACAGGAACUCCUUGAAGAAUUAGAUGAACAGAAAGCCCAGCUGGAGGAACAACUCAAGGAAGUCAGAAAGAAAUGUGCAGAGGAGGCCCAGCUGAUCUCUUCUCUGAAAGCUGAAAUAACUAGUCAAGAAUCACAGAUCUCUACUUAUGAAGAAGAACUGGCCAAAGCUAGAGAAGAGCUGAGCCGACUGCAGCAAGAAACAGCAGAAUUAGAGGAGAGUGUGGAGUCAGGGAAGGCUCAGCUGGAACCUCUUCAGCAGCACCUACAUGAUUCACAGCAGGAAAUCAGUUCAAUGCAAAUGAGACUGAUGGAAAUGAAAGAUCUGGAAAAUCAUAAUGAUCAAUCAAAUUGUUGCAGUAGCCCACACAGCAUUCUUGUAAAUGGUGCUACAGAUUAUUGUAGCCUCAGCACCAGCAGCAGUGAAACAGCCAACCUUAAUGAACAUGCCGAAGGCCAGAGCAACCUAGAGUCUGAGCCCAUACACCAGGAGUCUCCCGCAAGAAGUAGUCCUGAACUACCACCUUCUGAUGUGACUGAUGAAAAUGAAGUACUGACUGCAACUGUUAGUGAGAAAGUUAGUCCUGAAUAUGAUAAUGAUGGACAUUCAAAAGAGGAAGAUCCAUUUAAUGUAGAAUCAAGUUCACUGACAGAACCAGCUGCAGAUACAAACUUGGAUUUUUUCCAAUCUGAUCCUUUUGUUGGCAGUGAUCCUUUUAAAGAUGAUCCUUUUGGAAAGAUUGAUCCAUUUGGUGGUGAUCCUUUCAAAGGUUCAGAUCCAUUUGCAUCUGACUGCUUCUUCAAACAAUCUGCUACUGAUCCUUUUGCCACUUCAAGUACUGACCCUUUCAGUACACUCAGCAAUAACAGUAAUACAUCUGGGGAAACAUUGAAGAACAAUGAUCCUUUUGCUCCUGGUGGAACGAUUGUUAUUGCAGCAACUGAUUCAGCUACAGAUCCCUUUGCUUCUGUUUUUGGAAAUGAAUCUUUUGGAGAAGGAUUUGCUGACUUCAGCACAUUGUCAAAGGUCAACAAUGAAGAUCCUUUUAGUUCAGCCACAUCAAGUUCUGUCAGUAGCGAGAUCAUCCCAAAAAAUAUGUCUGAGGAAACAUCAGUCAAGAGUGAAGAUGUACCCCCAGCACUGCCACCAAAGAUUGGAACUCCAACAAGACCCUGCCCACCACCACCUGGAAAAAGACCCAUCAACAAAUUGGACUCUUCUGAUCCCUUUAAACUGAAUGAUCCAUUUCAGCCUUUCCAAGGCAAUGAUAGCCCCAAAGAAAAAGAUCCUGAUAUGUAUUCUGAUCCAUUCACUUCUACUACUACCACUACCAAUAAAGAGGCUGACCCAAGCAAUUUUGCUAACUUCAGUGCUUAUCCCUCUGAAGAAGAUAUGAUUGAAUGGGCCAAGAGGGAAAGUGAGAGAGAAGAAGAGCAAAGGCUUGCCCGGCUAAAUCAGCAAGAGCAAGAAGACUUAGAACUGGCUAUUGCACUCAGCAAAUCUGAGAUAUCAGAAGCAUGAAGAAUUCUCUUGUCUUUUGUCAACAACACACUUUUCUUCUUCUUCAAUACUGAAGCUAUUUACCAUGUGUAUCAAAACUACCUAUGAGCAUGGGAAUACAAAGGUUUUGAGAAUCCUGUAAAUGUGACAAAAGUCUACUUUUUCUUCUCUAUUUCACAUCUGUCUUUUAUUUUUCUCCAAAAGCAGUAACUCAAUCAGACAGCUUCUCCUAGGCCCCCUGUUCUGGUGUGCGUUUAUUGUGAGCUUUUGACUGCCUGUGCUACUUUUACUUGUAAAGCUAGAUCACCCAAGCUUCUGCUUUCUGGAACAUAGAGAAAUAGUUUUACUCUCUGCUACCCUUGUUCUGUAGUUAUUCUGAUGAUAGCCAGAAGAUAUCUUAAUGUUUUCAGUAUUUUUCCUGGAUUUAAAUGGUUGGAGGGGAAGGGAAAAAAGAUUCUUUAUGAUUGGUACAAAUUGGCUAAAGUGCAUUUUUUAUUUCCCUAUAGUAAAAAUACUGUUUAAUUGGUUUUUUUAGCGAUAAGAAAUACAAAAUACUUUGCAUAGUUUAACUCCAGUAUUGGAAAGGGGUUGCAUUAGGUUGAACCAUUAUAGCUUGAAAUUCACAUUUUCCUAAAAUGAAAACAUUAAAGCCACAUAUAUGAAAUAUAUUUUUAGAAUAAUUUUCUCUGGACUUAAAGAAUUUUAGAUCAACGGAUACCUCUCUAUAUGUGUGCUAAUUAAUAAAAAUCAGUUUCUUACAAGAAUAAUUUAUUAAAAAAUUCAUUCACAUGCCACACAGUGGAGAAAACUUGUCACUUAAAAAAUAUCAGUAUGUGUUAGCAAAAAUGUUAAUAACAUGCAGCCCUUAUUCCUGUACUGUGGUACUAUUCUCUAGCUCAUGAUAGGUUUGUUCUUGAACUUUGCACAAGAAACUCUAGCAAGCUGGAACUGGAAGGUACUUCAUUUUUUUAUACAUGUUUUUGUUUUGUUUUGUUUUCCUUAAUGAAGGUUCAGCUACUUGAAAAAACUUCCACUGAAUACAAAUUGGAAAAGUGGCAUAUAUUAUAUCAUAUUGUAUUUUGUGUUCUUUGUGGUUUAGUUUAUCUACUCCUUUCAUGUUUUUCACCUAUAAAAUUGGCAAGCUAACAAAAAAAUAUGUUAAUUGGGGGAUUA
Molecule: messenger RNA, 3912 nt
Organism: Perognathus longimembris pacificus (Pacific pocket mouse)
Lineage: Eukaryota; Metazoa; Chordata; Mammalia; Rodentia; Heteromyidae
Gene: Eps15
Product: epidermal growth factor receptor pathway substrate 15
Exons: 25
Coding region: 61-2760 (899 amino acids)
Biological process (GO): endosomal transport; endocytosis
Cellular component (GO): plasma membrane; cytoplasm; clathrin coat of coated pit
Molecular function (GO): calcium ion binding; cadherin binding
Source: RefSeq, a predicted model, not a curated record